Annulohypoxylon truncatum is the source of this 386-nucleotide messenger RNA. RefSeq lists its product as uncharacterized. Bases 4 to 372 code for a protein of 122 amino acids. NCBI's taxonomy places the organism in Eukaryota, Fungi, Ascomycota, Sordariomycetes, Xylariales, Hypoxylaceae. The record is from RefSeq and is a predicted model, not a curated record. The transcript has a single exon.
GCUAUGUCGGUGUCGUCUUCUGGGACUAGUGGAACAGGCCAAACUGGAUACACGCUCCCAGCCCAAGCCGGAUACACUCUCCCGGAACAAACUGGAUACACGCUCCCAGAACAGACUGGAUAUAGCCUCCCGGCACAGACUGGUUACACUCUACCAGCCCAGACCGGCUAUACUCUAUCAACCCAAACUGGGUAUACUCUCCCACCGCCAACGAUUCGUCUCAACACCGAAGACCACAUGGCACAGGCGUAUGCUACCAUGAACGGGUUAGGGUACACUCUCGAGUCUAAUUCGGGCGCCGCGAGUUCCACGGCUAAUACGGGCAAUACGGGUACUACUGACUCUACGAGCUCUAGGGCCCCCGGUGCUUAGAUAGAGAUUCUUCG